AUGUCCUGCUCCAGCCUGUGCGUCCCCAGCUGCGGGGUGGCCACCCCAUCCCCUCUGGCUGACACCAGCAAUGAGCCCUGCGUGCGGCAGUGCCCCGACUCCACGGUGGUCAUCCAGCCCCCGGCCUCAGUGAUCACCUUCCCCGGGCCCAUCCUCAGCUCCUUCCCUCAGCAGAGCGUCGUGGGCUCGGCCGGAGCUCCCUACGUGGGAGCCGGCUCCGGGGGCGCCUUUGGGAGCCGUGGGGGCUCCGGGGGCUUUGGGGGCUUUGGGGGCUUUGGAGGUUUUGGGGGUUAUGGCAGCUCUGGCGGUUAUGGCAGCUGUGGCCGCGGUUCCCGCUCCUUCGGGGGCUCCUGCGGGCCCUGCUAA
Molecule: messenger RNA, 366 nt
Organism: Zonotrichia leucophrys gambelii
Lineage: Eukaryota; Metazoa; Chordata; Aves; Passeriformes; Passerellidae
Product: claw keratin-like
Exons: 1
Coding region: 1-366 (121 amino acids)
Cellular component (GO): intermediate filament
Molecular function (GO): structural constituent of cytoskeleton
Source: RefSeq, a predicted model, not a curated record